AUGGCGUGGAACGGCGCAACGAGCAGGCCUCUUACGGCUACAACAGAUCCUUCAUCAGUGGCGACACCACCUAAUACAGCACCGGCGAAUUCGAUUCCCACCAGAGCAAAUUUUGAUACAAAUGACGCUGCCAGUCCUUUCUUCCUACACCCAAAUGAGAACCCCUCCCUGGUUCUGGUCUCAUCAGUCCUCAAUGGCCGGAACUACCACCCUUGGGCCAGGGCAAUGGAGAUGUCACUGCUGUCCAAGAACAAAUUAGGGUUUGUCGAUGGCACCAUUGUAGUGCCAAAGAUCGCACAGACCAUUCUUUGGGUUGGGACAGCAGAGAAAAUAUGGAACACCUUGAAGGCUAGAUUCAGCAAGGCAGACAUCUUCAGAAUUUCUGAUCUUCAUGCUGAAAUUCAUCAGAUAAGGCAGGGGGACUUGACCGUUAUCAGGCCAUUACCUAUGUGUAAAUGUGAAAGGAUGUGUGAUUGUGGGCUAUUAGAAACACUACAGCAUCAUAUAGAGAGUGAUAACCUCUCUGUGUUUCUAAGAGGUCUUAAUGAAACCUAUGUAUCUGUUCAAUCCCAAAUAAUGAUGACCAAGCCCCUCCCUUCUGUUGAUGAGGCAUUCAUAAUGGUCCAACAACAAGAAAUGAGGCUUAAUAAUGGAAUAACAGGAAUGCAAAUCCAAGAAGCAGGAAGUAUCCUCCUCACCCAGGGGAAUGGCUCAGGACCUAAGAAAUUUCAUUCCAACAAUAACAAUAAAAAGCCUAUCUUCUCUUAUUGUGGAUUUACUGGACACACCAUAGAGAAGUGUUACAAGAAACAUGGUUAUCCACCUGGGUGGAAACAAAGAAAUAGAAGUGUUGGUUUUGCAAAUCAAGUGCAGUUCACCCCUGAUGAUCAAACUCCUAGUGAAAAUAAUAGUUCUGUCACCUUGAGCCAAGAUGAGUACAGAUUACUUAAACAGUUUUUGCAAAGAGAUAGCAUGGUCCACAAUUCCUCACCCUUGAAUGAAGCUUGA
Ipomoea nil (Japanese morning glory) is the source of this 1008-nucleotide messenger RNA. RefSeq lists its product as uncharacterized. The record is from RefSeq and is a predicted model, not a curated record. The coding region runs from base 1 to 1008 and encodes 335 amino acids. Lineage: Eukaryota; Viridiplantae; Streptophyta; Magnoliopsida; Solanales; Convolvulaceae. The transcript is spliced from 3 exons.